AUGGACGUGCCCUCCCCGAAUUCUUCAAAUCCGUCGGUUCCCCGCCAGCAACCGUCUCCUGCAGGCGAUCGGUCCAACUCAUCAUCUUCAAUGUCGCCGCCACCGCAGCAACAACAACAGCCAUAUCCGUACCCGGUCCAGCAGCAACAGCAGGCUGGAUGGACACCCUCCCAACCGUUUUAUCCUUCGUUUUAUCAAAAUCACCAGCAGCCUUACCCGGUCCACCCUGCGCAGGGCCAGAUGCCUCCGCAGGGUCCAUACUUUGACCCCGCUGCCAAUGCUCAGUUCGCCCAGUGGGCUUAUCAACAGAUGAUGUACAACGCUCAGCAGCCGCAUCAUUACAUGCCCUCUUCCAUGCCUGGUCAGGGACGAGGCAGGUCUGCUAGCGCAAGUUCGCCCGGAGACUAUUUCGCGCAGGGCCAGAUAGCCGGCUUUAGUCAGUUCCCGAGCGGUACCCCGACUGCUCAUCCAUCGCAGUUGCCUCCCAACCAGUUUAAUCCGGGGGCCCAGCAGAGGAAUGGGGGUAGCCCUUCUGGUGACUAUGCUGGCUUCCAUCCCUACCGCCGGCCUGCCAACCGUCAAGGUUCUCAUUCGAGUCAGGAUCCGGAAUGGCGACCACCAGGGGCUGCAGGGCCGUUCCAGCCGCCCUACGCACGCGCAGACGCGUCAGGUUCGUCUUCCUCGGUCAAUUCUACGUCUUCGAGUGGCGGCUCCCGGCAGAGGACGAGCAGUUUGCAGGGACAGUCAAAUAAUCCUGGACAAUCCAAUAGUGCCGGAUCGUCUGGUAGCACGCGCAGCCGUAACCCGCCACAGCAAGCACCUCCGUCUAGCAACACCAACGGACAUGGAAGGUCGAGCAGUACGAAUGCUUCUCCUGCUCCUGCCACGUCGUCCAGCAGUGCUUCCCCAUCAAGGCCUCAUCCUCAUACCCGUAAUCUUUCGACCUCGUCUUCCUCGUCUUCUGCUUCUCGCACUCAAGUCACAUCGCCGUCUUCUACAUCUACUACUAGCGGCACUGCGAGCCCCCACGGAAGUGCGACAGCGCGGCCGAUGAAACCAUCGCCGCUGUCGCAAGGGAACUUCACUGCAGCGGAAAAACGUAUGUCUCGCGAUGACAGCGAUUUGAGCGCAAUGCUCGACCCUGUGCCAGGCCUCUCGGAACGCAGAGGAGGUAUCAAAGGCCGUUUGCGCAGGGCACUGUCCUUGAAUGCGACCCAGACACUGCGCGAGGAGGACGAAGAUGAGCACGCGAGCGGUCCGUCUACUCGGAAGGCUGAAGCUCGCAGUAAGAGCGACUCCGGGCCGAGCAAUGGUAUCGCCGGCGAUGCCAGCGACACUGCUUCCAACGCGACUGUGCAGACCAAGAAAAAGCGAUUCGUCUUCAAUUCCCGGUUUAACCGCUCGACUGAUAACAUAUCUAUCUCCUCCGUCUCGUCUUCUGCCUCCGUUAUGAUACGCAAGAUUGGUUCUCUUGGAAAGCUUGCUAGACGUAACUCCCUUGCUGGUAUUACGUCGAUCUUCAAAGAUAAGAAGGAUAAGGAGGAGGCAGAGGAGUCUGGGAAGAAGGGUAAAAAGAAGAAAGGCAAGAGCGAGGUAUCUGAACCGAGUGUGUCGCAUGCCACGGCGGAAUUCGAUAGAGGUGAAUGGGACGGCGCCGACCUCAGUGGGUUGAGUCCUGCUGCUAGGUUGGCGCGACAGCAUACUCUGAAGAGCAAUGCGGAAGCAGCUGCGAGGGCCAAGGCCCAGCAGGAAGCUGUUGCGAAGGGUCAGAACAACGAACUCCCGACGACAUGGGAGAAGAAUACGACUAACCGGGACCACCUUCCCGCAGGUACUGUGGCGGUCGGCGAGGAUGGCACGAGGUACAUGGGUGACGACGAUGACUCUGGGAGUGAGGAUGGUACGUAUGAUGAUCAACAUGGACGACCGCAUUACGGUGGUGAAGGCUGGGACGAUGGCCAGAACUGGGGUGAGGAAGAGGAAGAUGAAGACGUUACCAUCAGAAUGGGCCUGGAAAGCACGGCGCUCGAUGAUGAUUACGAUGGAGAGGUCGAGCCUUGGGCAACCAAUGUUCGGAGGAGUGUUGAGAAGGCACGCAAGCCUGCCAAAGGUAUCCUGAAAAAAGAUGCCAAUUAUUCUCAAGAUGCCUAUCUUGACCAGCCCCCUCCGUCUAUUCCCCGCGCUCGUUCUAACUCGUACAAUUCUCAUCCAGCCUCUUCAUCGGAGCUGGGUCCUCUUGCGCGGAUUCCAUCUCCCGACCCAGAUCAUAUCGAUGGCCUGCACCGACACGGUUCCCAGUCUUCUCACCACUCGCCCGCAGCUGAUAGUUCUACGCAUCCGUUAUUCGAAGCAGGUGCUAAGAAAGAAGCGGCAGAGUCCAGCGGUUCGCAUGAGAAGGGUCUUUUCAAUCACUCCAAUUCAUCAGCACCAGCAUUGUCGACCGUCUUCUCCAAUGGGCCCCCUACAUUACAACAUCGGUCUGCAACUGCUCCAGCGAAGCGACUCGCAUUUGCGUCGAAUCUGUCGGUAUACGACACGUUCGCGCCCUCUGUUUACGACCGACGAAGCGAGCCCGCGACAUGGAGUAGAUUGACUCCGGCGUUGGCUCAGCGCAUAAAGGAGGAGCUCAACUCCUACAAAAUGGAGGAGAUGGAGGUGCAUGCCGCCAGCCGAAUCCACACUCAAUUCUUCGUCUGA
Molecule: messenger RNA, 2697 nt
Organism: Gloeophyllum trabeum ATCC 11539
Lineage: Eukaryota; Fungi; Basidiomycota; Agaricomycetes; Gloeophyllales; Gloeophyllaceae
Exons: 3
Coding region: 1-2697 (898 amino acids)
Biological process (GO): actin cytoskeleton organization
Molecular function (GO): actin binding
Source: RefSeq, a predicted model, not a curated record